CGGAAGUGAGAGACUGAAAGCGACGGAUUUGCUGCACGGUACCGUUAGAUAAAACUUAUGAGACAUUAAAGCAAGAGAAUGAGCCGGGAAUGUAGCACAAGGUUACGAAGUGCAACAAGAGAAAAACUCAGGAAGUUUAACUCUCUGCGCGCUGGAGAGGUGCAGCCCGGUAAGUUUUGGGACGUGGUGGUUCUGACGGCUGUGGAUGAGAAGCAGAGAGAAGCUUAUGAGCUGCAGAUCAGAGAGAAGGUGCACAGAAAAGAGCUUCCGGUCGGAGUGCAAUACAAAGUGCUCUCGGAUCCGCCUGGAUCUAAAAUAGGUAAUGGAGGCUCCACUCUGUAUGCCCUGCAGCAGCUGAAAGACAUCUAUGGGAAGAAUCUGUGCAGACUGAGGGUCAUCCUCAUCCAUGCAGGAGGUUUCAGCCAGCGUCUGCCGAGUGCCAGCGCUCUAGGGAAGAUCUUCAUGGCCGUGCCUCUGGGGGAUCCUCUCUACCAGAUGCUGGAGCUCAAACUGGCAUUAUAUGUAGAUUUCCCGUCCCAAAUGAAGCCUGGCGUGCUGGUGACCUGCGCGGACGACAUCGAGCUCUAUAGCACCGCAGAGCCCGAGAGUGUUAAGUUUGACAAACCUGGCUUCACAGCGUUAGCCCACCCCUCCCCGCUGUCUAUCGGGACCACCCAUGGAGUGUUUGUGUUUGACUCAAAAGAAAAAUCGUCUCAAUCUGAAAUGGAAAACACCUCCUGCCUUCGUUUUCUGCACAAACCGAGUGUCGAUAAGAUGCGAGACAGUGGAGCUGUUUGUGAAAGACUGAGUGGUUGUUUCGUGCUUUCUGACUCUGAGUUUGUCUACACAGACAGCACUUAUUACGUUGACUUUGACACUGCAAUGUCUCUUCUCAAUCUGCUGAAGGAGUUAGGGCCUUUGGACUGUGAGGUGGAUGCAUACGGAGACUUCCUCCAAGCAUUAGGCCCUAACGCCAUGAUAGAUUACACCAGCAACACUGUGAAUGUCACAAAACAGGAGAGCAGUCUGGUGGAAAUCCGCCAAAAGAUAUUCCAUCAUCUAAAAGGGACUCCGUUGAAUGUGAUCCUCCUGAACAACUCCAAGUUUUAUCACAUUGGAACCACAUCCGAGUACCUGUUUCACCUCACGGAGGAUGUGAUGCUGCAGAGUGAGCUGGGUCUCCUGUCCUCUGCAUUCAGCGUGCAUAUGAAGGCAAACUCUGGGUGCUGCGUUAUGUGCAGCGUCCUCGAUCCCAGCGUCUCUGUGGGAGCUGGGUCAGUGGUGGAGUACUCCAGACUAGGAGCAGGAGCUUCUGUAGGAGUGGCUUCCAUUGUAAGCAGCUGCUGGAUCCCUGCAGGCCUUUCGGUACCUGAUGGGGUCUUCAUGCAUUCCCUUUGUGUGAAUCACAAGCAGAAAACAGGAUUUGUAACCGUCGUCUUUGGGAUUAACGAUGACUUGAAGCGCUGCGUGGAUUCCCCGGGGUUAAUGGAAGAUCUAAAGCUGUUUGGUGUCAGCGUUGCAAAGUGUGUGUCCCGCUGGGGGCUCGAAAACGAAGCCCUGAGGUUCUCCGGUGAUGCUUCCAGCUGUAGUUUGUGGAGCGCCUGUUUGUUUCCUCUUUGCUCGGAUCAACAGAGCUCCUUCUCACUGACUCUGGAGAUGCUGCAGGCUGCACUGAGUGGCUCUACUUUCACUUUACCCAAAGACACCAAGCUGAUGUCCAUGCAGGAGGCCUUACAGUGUAAACACCUGGAGCAGAUGAUGGAGUUCAGAACGGGACUUUAUGAAGACAUCACACAGAGAAAACCCAACAACUGAAGAUUUUAUUCAGACUAUGAGUUUGUUUAGGUAGCAGAGAACAUUGAUUGUGCUGUAAAUCAUUUUAUAAUGAUUGUUUCAACAGUGUGAAGAGCUGUCAUAUUGGAUUUAAUCAUCUGAUUCACUUUUUAUGAAGUUAAUAGUUACUUUUUAAUUGAAAUAUAGCUUUCUGGUGAAGCGUUUGACAACAUUGUGCUAGAUUGACAUGCCCUAAGACUCAUAUCAGUGUGAGACUUUCAAGGUUUGCUUUCAAAUAUAUUUCCCAAUAUACCUUUUUUUUUUUAAAUCAAGUGUGUCCAAUAACAUCAUUUAUUUCCAUAUUGUAUGGUGGCAUUAUCAUUGUUAUAACUGUAGUGUGUGACACGUCAACACAUCUGCUAUAUAAAAUGACGAUAUGAUAGAAAAUAUGCUUGAAUAUCCAAAUACUAUACAGUGGGGCCAAAAAGUAUUUAGUCAGCCACCAAUUGUGCAAGUUCUCCCAUUUAAAAAGAUGAGAGAUGCCUGUAAUUUUUAUCAUAGGUACACUUCAACUAUGAGAGACAGAAUGGGAGAAACAAUCCAGGAAAUCACAUUGUAGGAUUUUUAAUGAAUUAAUUGGUAAAUUCCUCGGUAAAAUAAGUAUUUGGUCACCUACAAACAAGCAAGAUUUCUGGCUCUCACAGACCUGUAACUUCUUCUUUAAGAGGCUCCUCGGUCCUCCACUCGUUACCUGUGUUAAUGGCACCUUUUUGAACUCGUUAUCAGUAUAAAAGACACCUGUCCACAACCUCAAACAGUCAUACUCCAAACUCCACUAUGGCCAAGACCAAAGAGCUGUCAAAGGAGACCAGAGACAAAAUUGUAGACCUGCACCAGGCUGGGAAAACUGAAUCUGCAAUAGGUAAGCAGCUUGGUGUGAAGAAAUCAACUGUGGGAGCAAUUAUUAGAAAAUGGAAGACAUACAAGACCACUGCUAAUCUCCCUCGAUCUGGGGCUCCACGCAAGAUCUCACCCCGUGGGGUCAAAAUGAUCACAAGAACGGUGAGCAAAAAUCCCAGAACCACACGGGGGGACCUAGUGAAUGACCUGCAGAGAGCUGGGACCAAAGUAACAGAGGCUACCAUCAGUAACACACUACGCCGCCAGGGACUUAAAUCCUGCAGUUCCAGACGUGUCCCCCUGCUUAAGCCAGUACAUGUCCAGGCCCGUCUGAAGUUUGCUAGAGGGCAUUUGGAUGAUCCAGAAGAGGAUUGGGAGAAUGUCAUAUGGUCAGAUGAAACCAAAAUAGAACUUUUGGGUAAAAACUCAACUCGUCGUGUUUGGAGGAGAAAGAAUGCAGAGUUGCAUCCAAAGAACACCAUACCUACU
Messenger RNA from Eleginops maclovinus (Patagonian blennie), 3162 nucleotides. It is a transcript of the gene fpgt, whose product is annotated as fucose-1-phosphate guanylyltransferase. Bases 79 to 1815 code for a protein of 578 amino acids. The record is from RefSeq and is a predicted model, not a curated record. Gene Ontology annotation, molecular function: transferase activity, transferring phosphorus-containing groups. The transcript is spliced from 4 exons. Lineage: Eukaryota; Metazoa; Chordata; Actinopteri; Perciformes; Eleginopidae.